Messenger RNA from Rotaria sp. Silwood2, 4035 nucleotides. The record is from the annotation of a GenBank genome assembly. NCBI's taxonomy places the organism in Eukaryota, Metazoa, Rotifera, Eurotatoria, Philodinida, Philodinidae.
AUGAAUUAUCUCUCUUUUUACGUUAAUGGUAAAGAAAUUAUUGAACGUAAUGUUGAACCUGAAUGGACUCUUCUUUGGUAUCUAAGAAAUAAAUUACGAUUAACUGGUUCGAAAUUGGGUUGUGGAGAAGGUGGUUGUGGAGCAUGUACAGUUCUCAUUUCAAGAUAUAUUGGUGGAGAAUCUGAUGAAAUUGAACAUUGUACAAUAAAUGCCUGUUUGGCACCAUUGUGCUCUGUUGAUGGAUGUCAUGUUAUCACUGUUGAAGGGUUAGGUUCAGUAAAUAAAUCAAAUCUUCAUUCAACUCAAAUACGUCUUGCUGAAUUAUCUGGUUCACAAUGUGGAUUUUGUACACCAGGAAUGAUCAUGUCUCUUUAUGGUACUCUUACAUCAAAAAAUAAUUUCUUACCAACAAUGCAAGAUAUUGAAGAAUCUUUUGAUGGAAAUCUUUGUCGAUGUACUGGAUAUCGUUCGAUUCUUGAUACUGCAAAAACAUUUGCAAGUGAUAUAGAUAAAAUUCAUUAUGAAAAAUCGUCAUCAUCAGUAACAUCAACUACAAUGGAUAAAUGUUUAUCAUAUAUGGAAAAAAAUUCCUUACCAUUUAAUCAAGUAGAAUUUCCUUCAGAACUUCGAAAUUAUAUUCCUCAAUCAAUACAUAUCAAAGGUUCUUCGACUAAUUGGUAUCGUCCAAUAUCACUUAAGGAAUUACUUCAUCUUCGUCAUACUUAUCGAGGUGAUCAAUCAAAACUUAUUUUUGGUAAUACAACAGUACAAAUGGAAAGAAAAUUUCAAAAAAUUAAUUAUCCUCGUCUAAUUGCAAUAACACAUAUAAAAGAAUUACAAGAAAUAAAACGAACUAAUGAUUCAAUAUAUCUUGGAGCUGGUGUAACAUUUACACGUUUAAAAUCGAAAUUAAUUGAAUGGAAGGAUAAUAAUGAUAGUUUCUGUCAAGCUUUACUUGAUCAAUUGAAACAUUUUGCAUCAACACAAAUACGAAAUGUUGCUUCACUUGGUGGAAAUAUAAUUGCUGCUUCUCCUAUUUCUGACAUCAAUCCAAUAUUAGUAGCUGCAGAUGCUACACUUGAAUUACAUCGUGCUGAUAGUACCGAAGUACGAUACAUUCCAUUAUGUGAUUUUUUUCUUGGUGAUCAUCGUGUAUCAAUGGCUGAUAAUGAAGUUCUUGUUGCUAUUCAUAUUCCUCUUGUAAAGUCAUCAAAUAAAUAUUUUCUUCGAUCAUAUAAACAAGCUCGUCGUCGUGAUGAUUCUAGAGGAAUUGUUAGUGCUGGAUUUAAAGUUCAACUUGAACAAUCAAAUUUAGUUAAUAGUCAGUGGCAAAUUGUCUCAGUUUGUUUUUCAUUUGGUGGAAUGGCAUCAAAAACAAUUCAAGCAACAAAUACUCAACAACAAUUAAUUGGACUAUCUUGGACAAAAGAAACAAUUAAUCAAACAUGCGAAUUACUUCUUAAAGAAAUGCCACUUGAUGAAUUAAGUUCAGGUGGUCAACCUAAAUAUAGGUGUUCAUCAUUUCUUAAUAAUAUUAUUAUUACUAGCGAGAACCCAUGCGUACCGCACGGCCGACGAACAUUAGUUCAAUCAUUUCUUUUUAAAUUUUAUUCAUAUGUAUGUUAUGAAUUACGUCAACCAAUAAUAGAUUCAAGUGUUCUUUCGUCGUAUCAUCGACCAAUAUCUCAUGGACAACAAACAAUACCUGAACGACCUCAAUCACAGAAAGUUGUUGGAAGUUCAUUGCCACAUCGAUCAGCUUAUUUACAUACAACUGGAGAAGCUAUUUAUGUUGAUGAUAUGCCAUCUUUAAUCAAUACACUUCAUGCUGCACUUGUGCUUAGUACAAAACCAAAUGCUCGAAUAAAACAUAUUGAUACUGAAACUGCUUCAAAAGUUCCUGGUUUUGUAUCAUUUGUCAAUUAUAUUGAUGUACCUGGUUCGAAUAAGACAAAUGGUGCAUUGCCAGAUGAAGAAGUAUUUGUGUCGUCAAUAGCACUUUGUAUUGGUGCAAUAAUUGGUAUUGUUGUUUGUGAAACAGAACAUGCAGCUCAAAUGGCUGCAAAUCUUGUUAAAAUAGAUUAUGAAUUAUUAUCUCCAACGAUUUUAUCAAUUGAUGAUGCUAUUGAUCAUCAAUCUUAUUUUGGUGAUGAAAUAUGUCUUCAAAAAGGUGAUGUUGAAAAAUCUUUUGUCAAUGCUGAGCAUAUAUUAGAAGAUACAAUUUAUAUCGGUGGUCAAGAACAUUUUUAUAUGGAAACAAAUUCUUGUAUGGUUAUUCCAUCGAAUGAUGAUAAAGAAAUAACAUUAUAUUUGGGAACUCAAAGUGCAAGUUCUAUUCAAGAAUUAACUGCAUUAGUUCUUGGUCGAGAUGUUAGUCAUAUAACAUGUCAUGUAAAACGGGUUGGUGGAGCAUUUGGUGGAAAAGAAUCAAGAUCUUUUCCUCAGUGUCUUGCUGUUGCAGUAGCUGCUGUUAAAGUAAAUCGUCCUGUUCGUCUUAAUCUUGAACGUCACAUUGAUAUAUCUAUAACUGGACAUCGUCAUCCAUUUAAAAUAAAAUAUAAAGUAGGAUUUACUAAUGAAGGCCAAUUUUUAGGACUUGAUCUUCAAAUGUGGAAUAAUGGUGGUUGUACAUUGGAUGCAUCAAGAUCUGUAAUGGAACUUUCUAUGCUUCAUGUCGGUAAUUCUUAUCAAUUUCCUAAUAUUAAAAUUCGUGGUUAUGCUUGUAAAACACAUUUACCAUCAAAUACUGCUUUUCGUGGUUACGGUGGACCACAAGCAAUGUUUGCUAGUGAAACAAUUGUUGAACAUGUUGCUGCAUAUCUUAAACGUGAUCCAUUAACUAUUCGUCGUCUUAAUUUAUUUAAAGAAGGCGAUACAACUCAUUAUGGACAAGUUUUAGAAUUAUGGAAUGUUCCUCGAAUUUUAGAUGAACUUAGUAAAUCAAGUGAUUUUAUUCAAAGACAAAGAAAUGUUACUGAAUUUAAUCGUCAGAAUAUUUAUCGAAAACGUGGUAUAUCUAUUAUACCAGUUAAAUUUGGUAUUGGAGGUUUAGUUAAAUUUUUUAAUCAGGCAGGAGCUCUUGUUCAUAUCUACAAAGAUGGUUCCGUAUUACUCACUCAUGCAGGUGUCGAGCUCGGACAAGGUUUGCAUACAAAAAUGAUAUCAAUAGCUGCUGAAGUAUUAGGUUGUAAUAUUGAUAAGAUACGAAUUAGUGAAACAGCAACAGAUAAAGUACCUAAUAUGAGUGUAACAGGUGGAUCAGUUUCAUCGGAUCUUAAUGGAAUGGCUGUAAAACGUGCGUGUGAACAACUUCGUCAACGAUUAGAUACACUCAUUAUUGAUAAUAAUGUUAACAUUUCAUGGGAAGAUCUUGUAAAACAAGCUUAUUUUAAUCGUCUUGAUUUAUGUGCACAUGGAUUUUAUGCAACACCAAAUGUAUUUGAUUAUGAUUUCACUCAAAAUCAAGCUGCUUACAAUUACUUUACACAAGGUGCAGCAGUAACUGAAGUGGAAUUAGAUGUAUUAACAGGAGAUUGGCAUCUUUUACGUGUUGAUAUUCUUAUGGAUGUUGGUACAUCACUCAAUCCCCAAAUUGAUAUUGGUCAAAUUGAAGGUGGCUUUAUGCAAGGUAUUGGUUUAUAUACUAUGGAGGAACUUAUAUUGGGUGAUUAUAUACAAAACAAAUGGAUUCAACGAGGAAAAUUAUUUACUUGUGGACCCGAUACUUAUAAAAUUCCAUCAUUUAGUGAUGUUCCAAUCGAUUUUCGGGUUUCACUUCUAUCUGAUUCAUUGAAUCCACGAGCUGUUUAUUCAUCGAAAGGUAUUGGUGAACCACCACUCCUACUCGGUUGUUCAGUUUUCUUUGCUUUAAAACAAGCAUGUAUGGCCUAUCGAGAACAGCAAGGUUUAUUAGAUUAUUUUACACUUUAUUCACCAUCAACAGUCGAACGACUUCGUAUGGCUUGUACUGAUGAAUUUACUCGUCGUACAUGUCCUGAUCAACAUGGAACAUUCCAGCCGAAAGGCUCUUUUUGA